GUGCACGCCGACCAGCUCCCUGGAAGAAAGAAAGAGAAAAUCCCGAAGAAGGAAAGGAAGAAGCCUAAAGUCACUGGUGCAAAGGAGCAAAGAAGAGACAUUUCCCUCCCCUCCUCCUCCCUCUUUUCCCCUCCCCAGGAGGAAAGAGAAGGGGAAAAAAAAGAAACUUUCACCUUGGACUCUUCUUUUUUUGGUGCAAACUUUCCCCCCCCUCCCCUCUUCUUUUUUCCUUUUUUCCCCCCAUUCCCCUCUUUUUUUUUUUCUUUUUUUUUCCCCCCCUUCCCCUUUUUGCAAAAUUGCUGCUGGUGGGGUGAGCCAGGAGGAAAAUGCCGCAGCUGAACGGCGGUGGAGGGGACGACCUGGGCGCCAACGAUGAACUGAUCUCUUUCAAAGACGAAGGGGAGCAGGAGGAGAAGAUCUCCGAGAACUCCUCGGCGGAGAGGGAUUUAGCUGAUGUCAAGUCGUCUCUCGUCAAUGAAUCAGAAACGAAUCAAAACAGCUCCUCAGACUCGGAGGCGGAGCGGCGGCCCCCGCCUCGGUCCGAAACUUUCAGAGAUAAAUCCCGGGAAAGUUUAGAGGAAGCUGCGAAGAGGCAAGAUGGAGGGUUGUUUAAGGGCCCACCAUACCCGGGUUAUCCCUUUAUAAUGAUCCCCGACCUCAGCAGCCCGUAUCUGCCCAAUGGAUCGCUCUCUCCGACGGCGAGAACGUAUCUGCAGAUGAAAUGGCCACUGCUUGAUGUUCAGGCAGGGAGCCUUCAGAGUAGACAAGCCCUCAAGGAUGCUAGGUCUCCAUCUCCAGCACACAUUGUUUCUAACAAAGUGCCAGUUGUGCAGCACCCACACCAUGUACACCCUCUUACGCCGCUUAUCACAUACAGCAAUGAGCACUUCACACCAGGAAACCCUCCUCCACACUUACCAGCUGACGUAGAUCCCAAAACAGGAAUUCCAAGACCUCCACAUCCUCCAGAUAUAUCUCCUUAUUAUCCAUUAUCACCAGGCACUGUAGGACAAAUCCCCCAUCCGCUAGGAUGGUUAGUACCACAGCAAGGUCAGCCAGUGUACCCAAUCACGACAGGGGGUUUCCGCCACCCUUACCCAACAGCUCUGACCGUCAAUGCUUCCAUGUCAAGCUUUCUCUCCUCUAGGUUUCCUCCACACAUGGUCCCGCCACACCAUAGUUUACAUACAACUGGAAUCCCUCAUCCGGCCAUAGUCACACCAACAGUCAAACAGGAAUCUUCCCAGAGCGACGUUGGCUCACUCCACAGCUCAAAACAUCAGGACUCCAAAAAAGAAGAAGAGAAAAAGAAGCCACACAUAAAGAAACCUCUUAAUGCAUUUAUGUUGUAUAUGAAGGAAAUGAGAGCAAAAGUUGUAGCAGAAUGCACAUUGAAAGAGAGCGCAGCCAUCAACCAAAUCCUCGGUCGAAGGUGGCACGCGUUAUCCAGAGAAGAACAAGCGAAAUACUAUGAACUAGCAAGAAAGGAACGACAGCUUCAUAUGCAGCUGUACCCAGGCUGGUCCGCACGGGAUAACUAUGGAAAGAAGAAGAAGAGGAAAAGGGAUAAGCAGCCAGGAGAGACCAAUGAACACAGCGAAUGUUUCCUAAAUCCUUGCCUUUCACUUCCUCCGAUUACAGACCUGAGCGCUCCUAAGAAAUGCCGAGCGCGCUUUGGCCUUGAUCAACAGAAUAACUGGUGCGGCCCCUGCAGGAGAAAAAAAAAGUGCGUUCGCUACAUACAAGGUGAAGGCAGCUGCGUCAGCCCACCCUCUUCAGAUGGAAGCUUACUAGACUCUCCUCCGUCCUCCCCCGCCAUGCUCGCCUCCCCCUCCAGAGACUCGAAACCACAGACUGAACAAACGCAACCCCUCUCGCUCUCAUUGAAGCCCGACCCGCUGGCGCACCUGGUCAUGAUGCCGCCGCCAUCCUCGCUCGUCCUCGCCGAGAGCGCUGCGAGCAAGCCCGGCGCCCUGCCUGCCGCCAGCUGCCCCAACGGGGCCCUGGACCACCCGCCGGCCGCCCUCCCGCCGGCCGCCGCCGCAUCCCUAGCACAGCCCUCGACGUCCUCCUUGCAUUCCCACAGCUCGCUGGCGGGGACACAGCCCCAGCCGCUCUCCCUCGUAACCAAGUCCUUAGAAUAGCUUUAGCCUCGUUAGCCCUUUCGGUUUCCUUUGGGGGGAUUGAAUUCUGUUGGGAUUUGGGGUUUUGGUUUUUUCCUUUCCUUUUGGGUUUUUUUUUUUUUGGUUUUUUGUUUUUUUCCUUCUCCUCGUCGUUGUCCGCUGUUCGUCGUCGUUUCUCGGUUUCGUUUUUAAUUCGUGCCAUGUGGCUACAUUAGUUGAUGUUUUAUCGAGUUCAUUGGUCAAUAUUUGACCCAUUCUUAUUUCAAUUUCUCCUUUUUAAAUAUGUAGAUGAGAAAAGCCUCAUGAUUCUGCCAAAAUUUUUAUCAACAGCUGUUUAAAGUCUUUGUAGCGUUUAAAAAAUAUAUAUAUAUACAUAAUUGUUAUGUAGUUCCAAUAGCUUAGUUUUAAAGACUGAUUUUAAAAAUUAAAAAAAAAAAAAAGAAGCAAUUUUGAAGCAGCCCUUGCCGGAGGCAUUGGUUCUUUAUUAUUUGUAUUAAAUACGAGCUUGCGAACCAAUCAUUUUACAUCUGGUUUUUAAACCUUUAAGGGCACAACGAAUGCGGUGCCGCUACUACUUCUUUUUUUUUCUUCCUUGUGUGAAACAACCUUUAUUGUGAUGUUACUUGUUAUUGUUUAAAUGUACAGAAACAAAGGGUUAAAAAAAAUGUGUUAAUAUACCUUGUUCCAUGGUGUUGUUCUUUUUGGGGGAGGGAACGCUACUCAACAAUUAAAAGUAUCACAACGCUA
Gymnogyps californianus (California condor) is the source of this 2870-nucleotide messenger RNA. RefSeq names its product transcription factor 7 like 2 (gene TCF7L2). NCBI's taxonomy places the organism in Eukaryota, Metazoa, Chordata, Aves, Accipitriformes, Cathartidae. Bases 327 to 2144 code for a protein of 605 amino acids. Gene Ontology annotation, cellular component: beta-catenin-TCF complex; catenin-TCF7L2 complex. Gene Ontology annotation, molecular function: DNA-binding transcription factor activity, RNA polymerase II-specific; RNA polymerase II cis-regulatory region sequence-specific DNA binding. The transcript has 14 exons. The record is from RefSeq and is a predicted model, not a curated record. Gene Ontology annotation, biological process: canonical Wnt signaling pathway; regulation of transcription by RNA polymerase II.